Molecule: messenger RNA, 2355 nt
Organism: Plasmodium malariae
Lineage: Eukaryota; Apicomplexa; Aconoidasida; Haemosporida; Plasmodiidae
Product: conserved Plasmodium protein, unknown function
Exons: 1
Coding region: 1-2355 (784 amino acids)
Source: RefSeq, a predicted model, not a curated record
AUGGAGGGAGUUAAUGAAAAAAAUCACAUAAUAGACAAGAAUAAAGUAGAGAGUGCGAACAAGUACAUAUAUACAAAAUUCCCGGCUUUUGAUACGCACAAAAAAAUAAAAGAUUAUAACAAAAAGAUAUCGGAGCUUGUUUUGGAGAAUGGGAAAUUAAAAAGAUAUAUGAAAAAUAUAGAGAAGAGAAUAAUAGAAGAAAAUGAUAAUUUUAAUACAAAUUUUAGCAAUUAUGAAAUAGCUAUAUGUAAAGCCCUUCGUCUAGGAUAUUCAUGUAUAUAUUUAUGUUGUGCAUUAAGUAAAGUAAUAAAUAAAAGUAAAAAAUUUGUGUUCACAGAAUUACUUAGACGAAGGGAUAAAUUUAAGAACAAUUUAAUAAGGUCUUAUAUUCACAAAAACUCUUUUGAUAAGUUAUUUAUAAAUAGUUUGUUCAUAAAAAUAGAUAAUAUAUAUGAAAAAAAUAAAAAUUUUUUUACGUCAACUGUGGUUGCACUGAUAAAAAGGAAGAUGAAAUGUAUUUUUAAAAUGUUUAUGAAUAAAAUUUUAGAAUUAACAAAUCAGGAGCAAAUUUUUCCUAAUAAUAAAUUAGUACAAUAUGUAUGUCAUAUGAACUCUAAUCAGUCAAAUGUGAGCACAGUUGAAAAGAGGGAUCUAACAUUAGGUUUAGUAAAAUUAAUGGAUAUUUUAAGAAUUCACGCAUAUGCAAUUCUUAAAUAUAGUUUCACAAAGAUUCAAAAAAAGGAUGCAAACAAUUUAUUUGCAAAAGGAAGAAGUAGUAAAAGUUUUACAUGUACGAGUGAACAGAGUAACAAUUUAGUGAUACUUGAUAGGGACCGAAUUAACGAAGAAUGGAAAAAGGACAGAAUGGAAAAGGAAAAUGCAGUAGAGAAAUUUAAUGGGGGUAAAGCCAAUUACUAUAAGGAAAAUGAUGAAUGUGAUGAAAAUAGUAAAUAUGCUGAAAAAGGAGUGGAAGAAAAAAACAAAGUAGUUAGCCAUGUCAGCAGUAUCUGUAAUAGAGAUACAAGAAGAAUCUUUCCUAAUAACAAUAAUCUUGAAAAAAAGGAAAAAGUAGAAUUUGCACACGGGAAAAAUCAUUUAUUAUUGGAUAAACAAAAUGGGAGAUACAACUUGCAUGAUGCAUAUUUUAACUUCGAGCAAGACAACCCAAGUGUGCGUAGUCACUUACCUCACCCGAAGGAAGUAUACAAUUAUUUGUAUUAUAAAGAAUUAAAAAAAUUAAAAAAAAGUACUCCUGAUAAUUUCUUGAAUAAUGAUGAAAGUACUGAUUUUGAGGACUACUUACAAUGUGUAGAAAAAAAUGGUGAAGUGUGUUAUUUGGACGAUUCUUUAAUGGAAAAAUUUUUUUUUAAGAGGCAGUCUACAAGAAACACAUCAGAUGAAGACACAUUAAAUGGCAAUAUUGAAGAUAAUGGUAUCGAAAGUUACAAAUACAAAGAAAAAAAUAUAAAUAAAAAUAAUUUGAUAUUUGAUUAUACAGAGACGAAGGAAAGCAAAAAGAAUAAUACUGAACUUUUCCUCAAUAGAGUGUCAUCAUUUUCCAACUCGUAUAAAUUAAAUUUUAUAGACAAAAAGAAUUUGCAUGAAGAUAAUUUCAUUAAUCCUCCUUUGUUAUAUGAAAAUAAAAAAAUAGCUCAAAGGGAGAAUCAAUCGAAUGAGGAAAAAUUAAAUGAAGGAAAAAAAAAAAAAAAAAAAAUUAAUUUUUAUGAACAAAUUGAGCUGAAAUCAGAGUGUUCAGAAAAUUUGAUCAACAUUCUGGAUAAUAGCAAAAAAGAGGGGUAUCAAAAAGAUGAAAAUAUCCUGAACAGUUCAUUUAAAAAAAAGAAUAAUAUGAAGUUAAGUGAUGGAUUGAUGAGGGAUAAUAUACACCUUGACAAUAUAAUAUCUUGCAAAGAUAAUUACGAAAAAAGGGUUGAACAAAUAUAUGGAAAAGAAAAUAUGGGUGAUGAUUAUUAUAAUUACAAUUGCGAUUACGAAUAUGAUGUUGAAGAUUAUAAAAGUGAUAAUAGUAUAAAAAGAAAAAUUUCACUUCAUGACUUUGAAGAAAAAUUUAGGAGUAUGAUGUAUCAGUUGAGCACAGAUAAUGAGGAAAAUGAAGAUACUGAAAGUAAGGAAAAAGAAAAUUUGUACAUUGACAGAAUUCAGAAUAUGCAAAGAGGAUUACACAAAAUAAAAGAAAAAAAUUUUUUAUGUCUAGUAGGUGAAGGCCCACCAGAUGUUUUGGAAAUAAAUUCCAAUGGGAAAUAUAGUUUUAUUGAUGUGGAUGAAAAAGAAGUAAAAGGGGUGGAUUCAAAUGGUAAGAAUAAUAGGAUACUUUGCGCUAUCAGGAAGUACUGA